This is a messenger RNA of Bactrocera latifrons, 1524 nucleotides long. RefSeq lists its product as uncharacterized. The record is from RefSeq and is a predicted model, not a curated record. Lineage: Eukaryota; Metazoa; Arthropoda; Insecta; Diptera; Tephritidae. The coding region runs from base 473 to 1177 and encodes 234 amino acids. The transcript is spliced from 4 exons.
GUUGGUAGCGGGUCCACUAUCACUGCUCUUUUUUUUCCACACUAGCCACCAAGAGUUCGUCUGUUCAACUCAUAUAUUAACGAAUAUUUAGCCCCCUGGAGCAUAUCAACUUCUUGACUUUUCUCUUUCCUUCUUUCUCUUUUACACAUACAUAUAUGGCCAGCGUGAAAAAACAUCAUACUGCCGCUGACACCUSUCCACCGCUGGCGUAUUGUUUGCGGUUAAGUCAUCACUCGUGCAACCACCGAACAUUACCACCGGCAACCAGCGCUGGCUUUUAUAUUCUCUGCAACCGGCGCGCUUGUCUUCAGUUGUUACUUUUGCAUUUAAGCGCAUAGUCAAUAGUCACGGGAAAUAAAAUCUGCGAAAAUCAUUGUCGGCAACUAUCCUCUCGUUAUACAGUGUAUUUGUGUUGUCACGAAGCCUCCGUUAAGAAGUGACAUUUAUAAAAUAAAAAAUAAUCUUGGCAAAAAUGCGUGCUUUAUUCCUUACAAUCAGUAUCCUCUGCCUUUUGGUAUUGAAUGUCUCAAGUGAUGAUAAAAACAAAGAACAGAGUAAUGCAGAAAUCUGGCAACAAGACUUAUCGGACACCUUCAAAAUAGAAGGGUCAGAUCAGGGUAUACAAAAGGUCAAUCUCAAGUGCGGUUCCAAUUCUAUGAACGUUAUGCUGGAGACGGAGAAACCUUUCUCUGGCGUGAUGUAUACACGUGGCAGUUUUUAUAAACAAAGUGAACCUUGCUUUGUUAAGCCAAGUACACAAACUUCACGUACUUUGGAGAUGAAUUUCCAAUUGGACCAAUGUCAAACGCUGAAGAAUGGCGAACUCUACUCUAAUAUUGUUGUCAUACAAAAUGAUCCUGAGCUGAUUACACCUGGUGAUUCGGCAUUCUCGCUGGAAUGUGAUUUCCGUCAGCCGCGAAAUUUGGAUGUGGAAGCAAAUAUGCAAACUCGUGACAGAGUUGCACGCGGUUCCAAAAUCACACUUACAAGUCCAGACCCUUCAACAGCARCGUCCGACUUGAACAUUUCAUAUCAAAGUGACACAGACAGCGUGGAAUAUGUGCCAAGACAACAAAAUGCAACCGAUAACCAAGGAGACGUUAUACAUGAAGCUGAGACGGUGCGCUUGGGUACGGUGGAGGAAGUAACAUAUACCCUUGAGAAGGACGAACUUUAAUAGAGAAUUAGUGGUUUAGUAUUUCCAUGCAAUCUGACAACAUAAAUCACUGAACAUUCACAACAAAACAUGUACCCAAAUUAAUUAUAUUUUAUACACAAUACACUUCUUGUUUCAAACACCAGUCCAAAUGGACGUAACGAAACGGAGGUGAAAUCGUGAAAUUCCAUUCUGCAGAAUACGACACUUUUGGACAAUGCAAUUCCAAUUCAUUCAGUUUCCAUAUACAUUUUAAGUUAAUUUUAAAAUACAUAUGUUCAAGGUAAAAGAACUGUAAAUUAAUAUAAAUCCUGUGAUAUGUUUUGAAGAUGAUUGGUAUAUUAAAAUAUAUAAUUUCAUUUGAUUUA